Molecule: messenger RNA, 3558 nt
Organism: Erythranthe guttata (spotted monkey flower)
Lineage: Eukaryota; Viridiplantae; Streptophyta; Magnoliopsida; Lamiales; Phrymaceae
Source: RefSeq, a predicted model, not a curated record
GCUUUCAGCGUUAGGCCCAAAACAAACUUCCGUCACUCCCAAUCUCCCCUCUGGUUUUGUGUCUUAAACCUUAAACUAAACCCCGCCUUUGGAUUUCCGCUCUCACGGAAGCAUUAGUUAACGGCAGCCGUUUUUCUUACCGCCGUUCCCCUAACGUCCGUGCAGAGAGCGAUUACCGGCCGUUAUCUUACCCAGCGGGAACCGACUCGGCUAAGAUUAUUGGAUAGGUAGAAAAAUUAACAUUGUAAAACCACCGCGGUAGAAGAAAGGGGAUAAUGGGGAAACCUAAAUCUCAGAAAAAACCUAGAAAAGGCGGUGUGGAUUUCAAGAAAAUUAAGCGGAAAAUUGGAAGGAAAUUACCCCCUCCGAAGAAUGCUACAAACACUGAAAUUAAGUCGAAAGCUAUAGUUCUUCCGGAGCAAAGUAUAACAGCUGAGAAGGCGGGUUUAGCGGUCAGCAAGAAGGGUUUGACAUUGAAGGAGCUUCUUCAGCACACGAGCCAUCACAAUAACAAAGUCCGAAAAGGUGCAUUAUUAGGUAUCAAAGAUAUAUUGCUUAAGCACCCAGCUGAGCUGAGGUUGAAUAAAAUUGCUGUUAUAGAAAAACUGCGUGAACUCAUCAGUGAUGAUGAUAAAUUGGUCCGUGAAACGCUGUAUCAACUUUUUAAGACAGUAAUUUUCCCGGGCUGUGUAAAGGAUAACCAAGGACCAUUAGUUUCCUUGAUGAUGGCAUAUAUUUUUGACGCCAUGACUAAUUUAGCACUAGAUGUGCGAUUGAUGGCUUUUAAAAUUCUUGACCUUGUUGUCCAGUUUUAUCCCUCUUCAUUCGCCUUGUAUGCUGAAAAGAUUCUCCCGAAGUAUGAAGAUAUAAUGCGGAAGAAACAUUUUUUAGAGGAUAAGAGCAAAUUAAAGAGCAUUCUAGCCGGACUGAUUCGUUGCUUAUCACUGUUACCAUCUAAUGAGAGGAAUCACUCGGCAGUUAAAAAUGAUACUCAGGCAGAUGGCAUGCUUCAUGCUUAUGAGCCCGAGGAUGCCAAAGAAUCUAUUGAUCAGUUCCAAAAACUUUCACUUCCAUCAGGGAUUAGCGACAUUACGAAGCAGUUGAAGGAUCUUUUGUCCAUUCUUGUUGGUUGUUUCCAUGAUUUCAUGCCAUCUCUGCACAGCACAACCCAACUAGAUGUGCAAUCAUGUGAUUGUUUGCAAUUUAUACUUCAGAGCGUAGAUUUCAUAAUCGGGUUUUUGGUUAGUGGGAUUUGCAGAAGUGAACCGGACCCACAUAUUCUUCUACCUUUUCAGAAGCCCGGUGCGAUCACAUAUGAUCAAUCAUUAUCGCCAAUGAUGUUAAAGAAGUUAUGGAAUGUGUUUCCCCUCAACCUAGUUCAUCAUCUCUCAGGCAAGGAAGAAGAUCGGAUCUUCAUGCUAGAUACUGUAAUUACCAAAAUAUAUUUGCAGUCGAGUAAAUGCAGCUACUCUCCUUCUGCGUUGUUGGACAAGUUUCUCGAAUUUAUUGAGAGUUCUACUGUAUACAAAGGUUUUGCUUAUUGGACUUCCUAUUUUUAUGGGACUUAUGUCAUUAUUAAGACCCUAAAAUCUAGCAUUUUAUGGUCUGGUGGCCUUUGCUACUAUUUAGGCCUUUUAGUCAUAAAUUCGUUAUUAGAUUUAAUCUUGGUGUCGAAUAACCUUCUCCUUUUUGCGCGUUUCGGUUACACUUUUCACCAGCGCUGGAAUACUCUUACACACUCGGGUAAAGUUUUUCAGGAGAGACACUGCGUUCCACAUAUCCCAUACACUUCCCAACUUAUUACAUCCAAGGGCGGCAAUUAUCCUCUUUAUGGGGCCUCUAAUUUUAACCAACAUUUGUUGUUGCAGGCUUUUACUGAGGUUUUCAGGAACUCGAGUCCAGAAUCUCCGAUGAAAUUGGCUUGCCUUUCCGUAAUUGAAGAAAUGCUUGCUCCUGAAAGGAACCUUGAUGCAAAUGAUCCGACACUGUUAGACUAUCAGAUUACUUGGAUGCAUUAUCUUCCUUCGUUGCUAAUUUUGCUGGACAACAAAAGCCCACUAUGUUCCGAGGCUGUGUUACGCCUUCAACUUCACGUUGGACAAGUUGCUCCAGUUAACUCUAUAUUUUCUCAGGAAUUUGACACUAUGCAGUACAGUUUUAGAUGUUUUUUCAGCCAACAAAUCGAUAAUGCUGUAUGCUAUGGUCCCUUUGUAAGGCUGGGAGCAGAUAUACAGGAGCUUGCCGUUUGUUGCCUUUAUUAUUUCUCGUUCAUGGACGCACAGCUUUUGCAGUCACUAGUUUCGUGUUGCUUAUGUGAUGAUAUUGAGCCGUCGAUGAUUUUACGUAUCUUAGAAGUUCUGCAAUCUGCCUUUAGAGCCGGACACAUCCAAGUGGCAGAUUACACAAGUUUCCAUGUCACUUUACUCUCUCGCUUCCAAGUUUAUCCAGAAAAAACCGAGUCUGCUAUCAAGUAUAACGGGAAGUCCAAUCCCAAAGCAUUCAAAUCUGUUACCAGCAGUAUUUGCUCAUGUUUGUCACAGAUCGGCGACGAUUAUCUUGUUUUUCAGUUACUGGAGAACAUAAUCAUUGAUCAAAUUUGCGGUGAAAUGCCGAUGGAAAAUAAGUGCGGUUUCCUCAGAAUGCUCGUCACACUCGACUCGCGACCAACUAGACUUUCUGAUCAGAGUAUUGUCAAGUUAAGCCUUGCUCUUGCACGAUACUUGAUCGAUGUUGUAUCUACAUUUAAGGAAGAUGAUCAAGAGUCGACCCCUGUCACUCGUGCAAAAAGGAGAAGUUAUUACUUGUUACCUUCCUUUCAUCUGUUUUAUGGGAGCAAAAAACUAUCAAGUCUUGUCCUAAAUACGAUGGGAUCUUGGAUUUCGGAGCCUAGUUCAUCACUUGGUUCCCGUCACACUCAUCUCACAGCGGAUCGUUCAAUUACGAUAUGUGCCAUCGGCUCAGUACUCUUCCACAUGAACAAAGAUGUCAAGAUCAGACAAAUUCUGUUGUCGUGCAAGAUUGAAAGUGAGACUAUGUUGCAGAAUCUACUCAAUUUGCUGUCUGCUGAAGGGACAAACUUGACCCUAGAGGAAAGGCAUAAAAUUCAAAAGGCAUACGAUCGAAUGAGAGCUAUCGCGUCAAACGAAGUGGUGUGACACCCCUAACUUGAGUGAUGCGGCAGAGAUCUUCGAUCAACACGAAGAAGACAGAUUCGAUAGCAUAUUUGAUCUUGUCCCGACCAGUUUGUUUGUUGGCCCAUGCAAAAGUAUUCAUACAUUAGGAGCUGCUAGUGAAAUACCAACCAAUUUUCCGGGUUUUUUCCCUUUAGUUUUUUCAUCGAAGCAAAAUUAAAGGUCGUUUUUUUUUUUUUUUUUUUUUUAAUUAAAAGGCUGUCUUCUAGUUAUGUUUGUACGAGUAACACUUAAAUUAUUAAGAGUACUGAAACCCACCCCCUUAAUUCUCUCGUCUUCCUUCUGAGAUGAGGUAAACUUGAAUGUGGGGCAUUGUUAUGAUUGGAGUAAAUGUUAUUUGUACAGUUAAUAUGAACACUUCAUACUA